This is a messenger RNA of Cavia porcellus (domestic guinea pig), 6320 nucleotides long. It is a transcript of the gene Trak2, whose product is annotated as trafficking kinesin protein 2. The record is from RefSeq and is a predicted model, not a curated record. The coding region runs from base 1033 to 3465 and encodes 810 amino acids. NCBI's taxonomy places the organism in Eukaryota, Metazoa, Chordata, Mammalia, Rodentia, Caviidae. The transcript is spliced from 14 exons. Gene Ontology annotation, molecular function: myosin binding; GABA receptor binding. Gene Ontology annotation, biological process: vesicle transport along microtubule; mitochondrion distribution; protein targeting. Gene Ontology annotation, cellular component: dendrite; mitochondrion; cytoplasmic vesicle.
CAGGGAUCGAACUCACGACUGCCUGCUUACAAGGCAGGCACUUAUGCCUCUGAGCUAAAUCCCCAGCCCGAAAUUCUUUUUAAAAAUGAAGAAAUUGUGGUAAAAACUCCAUAUCUUGGAAAGGGACAUAUGAAGGAACUGUCAUGUACCACUAUUGUAAAUGACAAGCAGAAUGAAGUGACACUGGUGCUCCUGGACAUAGUGUAAGAAAGUAAGCAUGGAUCAAGCAUAAAAUAAGGAUCAGUACAGUGCUCAUGUCUACUACCCAGCCCGUGUUUUCAGAAACAUUAGAUUCUCCAAACAUUAGUAAACCACCUUCAGAAAUCAAGUGACAAAUUGUUCUAUAAAAAUGUUUAUCAUUUCCCAAUCUAUAGAGUUAGAAAAGUGUGUGUAGAAAUAAGCAAGAUUCUUUGAUUAUUUGUGCACAAUUUAACAUACUUCAGCGGCUGUGAACUGUUAGGUUUUGAUAGAACUGAUCAUAAUAAAGACAGCCUGCUGGCCAGUCUUGGUCCAUGGCUUCUGCAGCAUUUAAUUACUGUGUUCAGUGCCAGGAGAGCUGUGAGAUUUUUCCCUGAGUGCUUUUGGAGUCCUACAGACAAUGUGUCUGUAUCAGACCGCUGACAAGGGGGAGCACUGCAGAGCUGACAAAGAGCAAGCCUUUAGCUUUGCAGUGGCAAAUCUUUGGGGUUUAAUAGUAUUUAGGCUGUUUUACAUAAAACAAUAAUUGGACAGUUAUGGUUGCACUAAUUUUUUUAUCAUAAUAACUAUUUAAAUAACUCAUUUCAUUACUUAUAUUUGAAGCCUUUUUAACAGACUUACUGUUUUGUUCUUUCCAAUUGCAGAAACAUUUUUUCUUCGUGGAAAACUAGCAAGGGGGAAAAAAAAACAGAAACCAACAGAUCAACCAUAAUUCCUACACAGAGAUAACCACUACUAAUAGUUGAAAGCCAGCUGCAAUGGUACACAUCUGUAAUCCCAGCACUUUGGGAAGUGAGGCAGGAAGAUGUUCUAGGCACAGACAGGGUUGAACAGAUGACCAAAACAUACAAUGACAUCGACAUGGUUACACAUCUCCUGGCAGAGAGAGAUCGUGACCUGGAGCUAGCUGCUCGAAUUGGAAAAGCUCUCUUAAAGCGGAAUCAUGUCUUAUCUGAGCAGAAUGAAACCCUGGAGGAGCAGUUGGGGCAGGCCUUUGAUCAAGUUAAUCAGCUGCAACAUGAGCUGUCCAAGAAAGAAGAGUUACUUCGAAUUGUCUCCAUUGCUUCUGAAGAGAGUGAAACUGAUUCUAGCUGUUCUACACCUCUUCGGUUUAAUGAGUCCUUUAGUUUAUCUCAGGGUUUACUGCAAUUGGAUAUGCUUCAAGAAAAGCUAAAGGAACUGGAAGAAGAGAACAGGGCCCUUCGGUCCAAAGCUUGUGAUAUCAAGACGGAAACUUUUACCUAUGAAGAGAAGGAACAGCAGCUUGUCAGCGACUGUGUUAAAGAACUCCGUGAAACAAAUGCUCAGAUGUCCAGAAUGACUGAAGAAUUGUCAGGGAAGAGUGAUGAACUGAUUCGAUACCAAGAAGAGAUCUCCUCUCUGUUAUCUCAGAUUGUAGAUCUUCAGCACAAACUUAAAGAACAUGUGAUUGAGAAGGAAGAGCUAAGACUUCACCUACAAGCAUCUAAAGAUGCUCAACGCCAGCUGACAAUGGAGCUGCAUGAGUUGCAAGACAGGAACAUGGAGUGUCUGGGGAUGUUACAUGAAUCCCAGGAAGAAAUAAAGGAGCUGCGUAGUAGAUGUGGCCCUGCUGCUUCUCUGUACUUCUCCCAGUCCUGCGGACUUUUUACUGGGGAAUCUUUAGCAGCUGAGAUUGAGGGAACAAUGCGGAAAAAGUUGACUUUGGAUGAGGAAUCUUCUCUCUUUAAACAAAAAGCCCAACAGAAGCGGGUGUUUGAUACUGUCAAAGUUGCCAAUGACACCCAGGGCCGCUCUUUCCCACUCCCAGCUCUGCUACCCAUCCCAGGGUCCAACCGUUCAAGCGUCAUCAUGACAACAAAACCUUUUGAAUCUGGCGUACAGCAGACGGAGGAUGGAACACUGCCAGGCCAGGGGACUAACUCCAAAGAGGUUCCUGACGACUCUCAGCCCACGAGCCAACCAGGACCCUCUGGAGACAGUGACCUGGCUGUAGCACUGCAUCGUCUCAGCCUGCGUCGGCAGAAUUACUUCAGUGAGAAGCAGUUCUUUGCUGAGGAGUGGGAACGGAAGAUCCAAGUUCUGGCUGACCAGAAAGAUGGGGUUAGUGAUUGUGACAGCGCCCCAGAGAGCCUUGCUGCCCCAUCUACCAACCAGUCGGAGACCACAGAGCUCGGCAGUGCCAGUUGCCUUCGAGGAUUUAUGCCAGAAAAGUUACAAAUUGUCAAGCCCCUUGAAGGAUCACAAACUCUACAUCAUUGGCAGCAGCUUGCUCAACCCAAUUUGGGGACCAUUCUUGACUCAAGACCAGGUGUCAUCACUAAAGGCUUUACCCAGUUGCCCAAGGAUACUACCAUCUAUCACAUCUCAGAUUUAGAGGAGGAUGAAGAGGAAGGAAUCACUUUUCAGGUUCAGCAGCCUCUUCAGAUGGAGCAGAAACCAGAGGCUUUUAGCUCAGUGGCAGGGAUCUUCCUGCCACCCAUCAGUUCAGCAGAUGGACCUGUUACAGCCUCAAACCCAGGAAAGUGUCUGUCAGGCACGAACUCGACAUUCACCUUCACCACCUGUAGGAUAUUACAUCCCUCUGAUAUCACUCAGGUUACCCCUAGCUCGGGGUUUCCGCCGCUGGCCUGUGGCAGCAGAGGCAGGGCCUCAUCCAGCACUGCUGGGCACUCCCCAGGCCUGACCUACCAGCUCAGCACGGGGGAGUCCAUCACUAACCGACGGGACUCUACCACAACCCUCAGCAGCACUGUGAGCCUGGCCAGACUCCUGCAAGAGCGGGGCAUCUCUGCUAAAGUGUACCACAGUUCAGUUUCUGAGAAGCCCCUUCUCCAGCUGUUCCCCAAAACCCUGGCCACACCUUCCACUCCACCAAAUUCGCCAUCUCACUCACCGUGCCCCUCUCCGGUGCCCCUUGAGGCCCCAGUGCAUCUCUCUGAAAACUUUUUGGCUUCUCGACCAGCUGAGACGUUCCUCCAGGAGAUGUAUGGCUUGAGACCUUCCCGGAACUCUCCUGAUGUGGGGCAGCUGAAGAUUAACCUGGUGGACAGGCUCAAGAGGCUAGGCAUAGCCAGAGUGGUCAAGGCUCCCAGUGCACAGGAGAAUAAGAAAAGCCAGGAGGCAGUAGUUGGCCUUCAGAAAGCAGACUCUGCUGUGUAUUUAAAUUCAUGUAGCAGCUUACUGGGUGGGCUGAGGAGAAAUCAGAGUCUCCCAGUCAUGAUGGGGAGCUUUGGUGUCCUGGUGUGCACGUCCUCACCCAGAGUGGGCGUCCCGAAGAAGGACUGAGGCUCUGUGUGAACCGACCUCUUGUGCAGGGCAGCACAGGAAGGGCAGUGUGGUCUGACCGGAGAGAAAGGGAAUGUUGCAGAAGGUUGUGGAUGUGGAGAGAGGGAUGUGAAUGAAGGGUUGGGAACACAGGCUGAGGUCCUCAGAGAUAGAGGCUGGAAAACUGGAAGUGUAAAUGGAUGGGCCUGGGGGGCUGCGGAUUUAGCUCAGUGGCAUAAGCGCCUGCCUUGCAAGCAGGCAGUCGUGAGUUCGAUCCCUGGUACCGAUAAAAAGGAAAAAGACAAAAAUAAAAUAAAAUAAAUAAAUGGAUGGGCCUGGAGUGUCUGGAGACAGGAAAACAAAAGGUUCAGUGCCUCCUUCAGUUGCGCUAUCUGGUCUUAAAAAUAAAAACUGAGCAGAGAAUAAAUUCCAAAAUGUUGAAACCUCCCAGAAGUACUUUCCCUUCCAGUGAGCCAAGUAGGAGGCUUGCCAGGACAGGAAGAAGACAGAGCUGCUGGGAAACUACUGGCGAAGCCGUGCUGUGGCAAGUGUGGCAGGCUGGGUCUGCCCCGGUGGCGGGAAGCCAUGAGACCUCCCAUGUUCCUGUGCUGAAGUCUGGAUAUCUGCAUUGAAUGAACUGCACCAAUGUCUGAUGUGUGCACACAGCACCGCAGGAUGGGAUUGUGUGUAUUUCAUAGCCUGAAGUGCAGACUCCUGUUUGCAGAUCGUUAAGCCACUGGGAACCCAAAGGCCGUCUAGAUUCCUUUGUGUUUAUGAUUACUAAAAGUUUGUUUUUAAAAUUUGUAUUUUUAUACCGCAUCGAAAAAAACAUGGAUAAGGGUUAGAAAUUUACUUUAAGAAAGAAAAUAUGAGUCGUUUAAAACCAAGGAACCUUGCUUUUAUAAUAUUCUGGGUAAUGGAGUGCCCAAGGAAUACAACCCUAACUGUCCUUCUCGUCUCCUUAGAGGCUGGAAGGGUUAAGCCAAAAGUGCAAUCUAUAAGAAUUAGAUUAUGUUGUAUAUUUAUAUAAUUUUUUUUGUAAGAAAAGUUGGUUGCAACUUUUUCCAAAGUGCACUAUGCAUAUUUUUAAAGAAGAUGACAUGUAUUUGCACAAUAAUUCUCAGGCACAUUAAAUUAUUAUAAACUGAAGUAAAACACAGGUUCGUUCUUUGAAAGUAUAUAGUUUUUAUUUUUCUCCUAGUAUAUAUUAAAACACAUCUGCCUCAUUCUUGGGUAUCUGUGGAAUUAAAGAAUGAACUUUUCAAUGAAAGGGUUAAGACUUCUUUUUCUCUGAGGGUCUUCUGUUACUGAAAUGACAAAGCAAGACAGCAUUCAGCAGUGUGGCGCCAAGCUGUUCUGUGAGGAAACUGCCAGGCAAGGUUUGUUCCUGGCCAGGCGGCCCGACCCUGUCUGGGUGGCAGGGAGACGAGGGAGGUGAUGUAUGCUUCUGUUGGUAAACACAUGUAUCCCUUGGCCUUUUGGCUUUUAAUCUGCAAAUGUUUCGCUUGUUUAGCCUGAUUUAGCUGAAAGUGUUUAAGAGGAACCCCAGGUCAGCACACAUCCCUGAAUUCAUCAGGCUCUAAAACAAGGUAAUUCCUCAUGUUUAAAAUUUCAGUUCUCAGUUCACUUUUUAAGAAACAGCAUUUGAAUUUCUACUCUAUAACUCUAGGUGCUUCUUUCGCCAACUCUUAAAUCUAUGUAUGUAUCUAAGGAAGACAUCUUCCUGUUGGCUGGGCAUUUGCAGUUCCAAGAACAUCAGAAGCAGGAAAAUGUGGGACCAGGAGUAGCACAGUGUUAAAUGGUCAGAUUUAUACAUAAUGUGAGUGACUAGAAAUUAAGCUAGGUCUUAUAGUGUUCUGUGUUAAGGAUAGUAUGUGUACUUUUUUAUAUUAGUGGCCAGACGAUCAGUGGAGACAAAAUGGUAUUUUAGCAGCCAAAUAAGUAUAUCUGACUAAACAGAACCAGGCUGAGAUUUUGUAAUUAGAUCGGUACAGAUGUUCUGGCAGAACUGGGAAUUGUGGACUGGUGCAUGCUUGUCUGUGGAAAUGAGUUCCUGUCUUAAAACUGGGUUUUGCGACUUUUGCAGUUUCUGCCUAAAACCAUUCUGGUUCCUCCGAGAACCUCGUGCUUCCAGACUGCCUGCAGCAUGGCGGGGCGAGGGCUGCUGGGUCGUGUUCUAGUCUCUGCUGUAGAAUCAGUUCCAGGACUUUCUUGCCAGUUAGGGGACUCCCAAUCCUUUUUUCUUUUCUUUUUUUUUUUUUUUUAAUUCCUUUUUCAGCAGUUUUAAGUGAUUAUUCCUCAGGUUAUCUCUUAGUAUCCUUAAGGAGAGAUAUGUUAUAUCUUUAUCUGUAGGAGAGAUAUCUUCCGUGAGCUCAGAAUAUACAGUUCUGAAUUAUGAAGACCCAAAAUCCAUGUAAAUAGCCUUAGUGUCCAUGGUCUUUGUGGAGAAGUUAAUGACCAUUGUUAAAGUUAUUUUUUUAAAACAAAGUUUUAUGUUGUUACCCUUGUAUUGACAUAAAUAGUCAGACUCUGGCAAGGGAGGAAUUGCGAGGCAGUUAUGAGAGCCUGUGCUCUAUAAAGGUCAUAUUUUGUGCAGUAUUAAAGUCUUAUUUUUUCUGAUUAUUCUAGUACAGGAUUAAUGUUGGGUGAACGUCCCAUCACCUGUGACUUCCGGACCCAGGGCCAGCAGUGCUCCCUGACCGCAGGGCAGGUGCAGGGAGAGGCACACAGGGCAUCGCACUGUAGCUCUCGAGCGGUGGUUGCCGGGCCGGCUGUGAAAUGCCAGUAUGUGAGGUCUGGGACCUGACUCAGGUUUUGUGCCCCCACUUUACUUUGUCACAUGUAAAUCACUUAAUAAACAUGAGUAGCCUCUGAAA